Symbiodinium necroappetens is the source of this 1983-nucleotide messenger RNA. The record is from the annotation of a GenBank genome assembly. Lineage: Eukaryota; Dinophyceae; Suessiales; Symbiodiniaceae.
AUGGCAUCCUUUCUGCCGCAUAUCGCAGCGACAGAUGUGCGGGCACACAGCUUCGCAAGGAUCGCUCCCAAUGCGGUUUCAACGCACACAAGAAAACCGAGGUUUAUUCGAGCCGAAGAUUGCAGGCACGGGAUGUUCAAUGUGACUCUUCUUUGUGGUGCAGCCAGGCUUUGGCCAGAACGGAAGAUGUUUUCGCGCAGUCGGCGCGUGCUGUCGGAAACCUUCGACGAGCAUGCAGCUGCCGUAAGAUCAUGGUUGGACAAGCUUGUCAUUGGCAUGAACUUUUGUCCAUGGGCCGGAAAAACCGACGAGUCCGGUGGCAUCAGAGUAGUUACCAGCCUGGGAUCCGCCCCUUCAGAGGUGUUGGAGGACCUCCAAAGAGAGGCUUCGGCACUGCCAUGCGAGCCGGAUGCUCGACCGGGUGCAGCAACGACAAGCCUCGAAUUUGAACCCUUUGCGGAAUUCUUCGGUGAAACCCUGAAGAACGGGGUGGCAUUCGAAGAAGACCUGGGUGUCAAGCUGGUGGCAUUCCAUCCGCAGUUUCAGCACCAGCCGUUGUUUGGCAGCGUGCUUGAGAUGGAUGAUAUCUUGUCUCUACCGCUCGAUGGAGCCUUGCAGAAGGCCACGGUGCUGGAUCCAGAUGCAGGGCACAACGAAAACGGCGAGGACAUGUUUCUUGUCCAACUGGAAGAUGGGUCCGAGAAGCUUAUGGCUUACACGUACCUGGCGGAGCUUCUGCAAGAGGGAGAGGGAGACGAAGGUGAAGAGGAGGUCGACGAGGAGUUUGGUGAACAGCUUGAAGAUCUUGAAGCAGAAAGCGAAGAUUCCACUGAGUCGGAUGCUGCUUUAGCAAGCAUCCCGCAGCGCGCGCCGCGACCAACAUUUCACUUGCUGCGGCUGUGUGACGUGUCUGCAGCGCUUGCAGACCCUUCAGCCGGAGAUCAAGUUUUGGAACAAAAUGUAAGUACGGUGCAGAAGCUGGGCAUUGACGGCUGGCAGCACAUGAUGGCAGAAUGGCAAUGGCCAUGUGAAGAGCCCAGUGCAGGUAUGAAAACCAAGUCCGGAUCUGUGAGCAUCUUGCAUCAUGUCUUCACCCAAUUCGCACAGAACUCAUCAGGUAGCUAUACCUUCCGCAACGGUCUGAGCAGUCUCAUUGACACCCUGGAGGAGUCCCUGCAGCGCCCUGCGCCUGGCACGCGCCCGGCUGAAAUUCGGCUUCGGUCCGCUGUGCAGCGGCUGGAAGAACCUGGAGCCAAUUCCAAGACUGUCCAUGUUUGCCUGGGAGAUGGUAGCCACGUUGAUGCAGACUGCGUCAUCGCAGCCAUUCCCCCGCCCCUGCUUGGAGGGCUGCUACAGAGAAGUCUUAAAGCUGGCAGCUCUCCGGAUAGCACUGUUUGGAGACCGCUCACGGGCAUCCAGCACAAGUCAGUGGCGGUGGUGAACGUCUGCUUUGACAAGGAUGUCUUGAAGGAACGCCGCUUGCGAGGUGCUGGCUACUUCAUCGGCUCUUGCGAGAACCAAGGGUCGAUGCUUGCCAUGUCCUGGGACUCCCAACUGUUUCCAGAGCAAGGAGCAAGCUCUGGGUCCCAGAUGACGCUGUAUUUCGAUGGUCAUCUUGCAGAAGAGGCAGGGCCAGGCUUUUCAGAAGAAACUAUGGCCGAAAGUGCCCUGGAAGCCGUGAAGAAGCAUUUAGGGAUUCAGGAACAGCCAUCACACGUUAGUGUGAAGCUCUGGCAAGAAGCGCUUCCUCAAUACAGGGUCGGCCACCAUCUGCUUUUGCAGGACUUCCAUGCAGCACGUCGAAGCCACCUACCAUGGCUUCAGGUCUGUGGCCCCGGGUAUUUCGGGACGCGCAACGUUGCCGAUGAGGUCGUCGACGCCCGCGAGUUGACAGAUACGAUCGUCCGGCGCUUCAUGCGUUUCCCCCAUCUCAUCGAGAACGAGCUGGAAGAGGACACUUCUAGACGAUCUGGGCGAAUCUGA